GGAUCAGUAAGGUGAGUCUGGAUCAGUAACCUGAGUCUGGAUCAGUAACCUGAGUCUGGAUCAGUAACCUGAGUCUGGAUCAGUAACCUGAGUCUGGAUCAGUAACCUGAGUCUAGAUCAGUAACGUGAGUCUAGAGCAGUAACGUGAGUCUGGAUCAGUAAUGUGAGUCCGGAUCAGUAUGGUGGAGUCUAGAUCAGUAACGUGAGUCCGGAUCAGUAACGUGAGUCCGGAUCAGUAACAUGAGUCUGGACCAGUAACGUAAGUCCAGACCAGUAACGUAAGUCCGGAUCAGUAACGUGAGUCCGGAUCAGUAACGUGAGUCCGGAUCAGUAAGGUGAGUCUAGAUCAGUAACAUGAGUCUAGAUCAGUAACGUGAGUCUAGAUCAGUAACGUGAGUCUAGAUCAGUAACGUGAGUCCAGAUCAGUAAUGUGAGUCCGGAUCAGUAUGGUGGAGUCUAGAUCAGUAACGUGAGUCCGGAUCAGUAACGUGAGUCCGGAUCAGUAACAUGAGUCUGGACCAGUAACGUAAGUCCAGAUCAGUAACAUGAGUCCGGAUCAGUAACGUGAGUCCGGAUCAGUAAGGUGAGUCUGGAUCAGUAACAUGAGUCUGGAUCAGUGAGUCCGGAUCAGUAAGGUGGAGUCUAGAUCAGUAACGUGAGUCUGGAUCAGUAAGAUGAGUCCGGAUCAGUAAGGUGGAGGCUGGAUCAGUAAGAUGGAGUCCGGAUCAGUAACGUGAGUCCGGAUCAGUAACGUGAGUCCGGAUCAGCAAGAUGGAUCCUGGUUUUUAUAAAAACAGAAUUGAAAAUGAAAGGAAGCUGACAGGAGGAGGCGGGCUGGACCAGCUGUCAAUCAUUCUCAGGUGAUAAACCAAAGGUGUUUAUGUUAUAAUGACUUUAUGUCACGCUGUAAAGAAGGUAACAGACACCUGGGCACACCUGGUAGAUCAGAACCAGAACUCCUCAGGUCUGUAGAGCUGUCAGAACAACAGAAGUCUGAACUAAAGAUGAAUCUGGGGGGUGGGGGGGGCUCUGGGGGGCUCAGGUGGUCUCAGGUGUGAGUAGAGGAGGCCCUAAAGGGUAAAAGGUGAGAACCACUAUUCUAGUAGGUCUGAAUGAUUGAAAAUCCCUGAUCCAGGACUCCGCUCUCAGUCUAAGUUUGGUGUGAAUGGCUGUAAAGAAGGGAAUGAUCCUUUAAAUGUCAUUUGUUACUGUUGUUCUGUUUUCUGGAUGUUAAUGGUCACUCUAGUUAACUUUAUAUUCUUUUAUAUUCAUGUUCUUUAAUGCGCUCUGUCCUCUGUUCUUCAUGUUUUUGUGGUUUUAUAGCAGAUUAACACAUUUACAGACGGUAUGUUGUAGUUUUUUUACAUUAACAAACAAAAACUAAAGACUACAUUCAUCUCCCCCUCUACUGUCUGUAAAUACUAAUGUGAUAAUUAUAUAAAUAUUAUUUAAAAAAUACAGCACACACGUGAGCAUGAACAUUUAUGUCAUGUAAAGAGAAAAACGUAAAGAUUAAAACCCUGGCUCUGUCUUUUCUGGGUUUGUUUCUUUAAAUAUUAUCCUCAGUCUCUCUCCUAAAUCAUCAUUUUUCAUAAAGUCCUCAGAUAUUGUCCAAACGUCCUUGUAAACCUUGAAUUAAUGUUCUAGGAUAAAUGUUAUCAUGGACAGUUUAACUGUGUUUUAAGGUCAACAGUUUAUUCCAGUAGACUUUUAUCAUUCAUUCAGUCUGAAUCUAGAGACGUUCGUGAACUUACGUUCUUUUUUCUGAUGGAUAAAAAUGUAACAAUCAUUUUAGAUUCUAAUGGAUUAUUUAGAGAUGAAAUAAUCUUUAUUUAACUCUUUUCUUUAAUAGCAUGUGUUUCAGAUCUCCUUUAAGUAGCUGAUCAGUGGUGUUAGAAAAUAAAAGCAUCGUUAUCUUCAGUCAGAUCCUGAUUCAACAGGAAAAAGAGAUGAAGAGACUUUAGAAACUACCGUAGCAGUGUGAGGUCAGAGUCAUUAGAUUGGACAAAUGAUAUAAAUAAUCCUUACUAAAAUAAAUCCAUCAGAGCAAACAUUUGAACUCGGUUAUCCUGACAGUUAUUACUGUAAACGUUCAUCAGGCCUCUCUGUUUGAAUGAAUAUCAACAUAAACUCUACGGAUGUAGAAGAUAAAGCUGAGUUUUAAAAAUAGACCCUAAAAACUGAAAGUCUUGCCCAACCCUGAGCCCGCUGAUGUGGAAACCUCCCCCUCCCUCUGAUUGGCUGUGAAAUGAUGGUAAAUGUUUGAGAGGGCGCCGCCGUCGUCCCUCCGCCUUGUUCCACUUCAGGAGGCGAGGCGGUGUAAUGGCUGGGUUGGUUUCCGUAUUAAUCUGCGUCACCAGUUCUGGUCUGACUCGGUCAGAGAUGCAAAGAUGUGAUUGUUUCAGAGUUCAUCACAGAGAGGAUUUUAGCUCUGGUCUAAAUCUGGAGCUUCUUUAAAAAUAGACCUGAGAGGAAGUGGGACGGCAGGUACCACAGAAGAAGAACGGGUGUUCAGGUGCAUAGAUUAACCUGAAUAGGGUGAGUCUGUCUGUCCACCAAGCUUAGAACAGUUUUAGAUUUUUGAUUACUUUCCUUUUUUUAUUUCAUUUUUAUUUUCAGUUUCACUCUAGGUUUUAACCCUUUCCCUGCUGGUCUGUUAGUUUAGUUUGGCUUUUAUUUUGAAAAAUACCUUCAGAUAGGCUACUCCUCAUUUUAUUCACAAAGUCUUCUUCAGUCAGAUCAGACAGUUUUACACCCCUAGGUUUGGUUGUUCUGCUGUCAAAGACUAAAACGAAGGACUUUUAGUCUCUAAUUUUAUUUGAUUUCAUUGGUUUUUAAAGCAGGUGACACAGCUGUAGUCCGUUUGUUUUGUAAAGUCAGUUUUUAAUUUAUUUUGAUGCUGAUGUCAUUAUAUUGUACAUCCUAAAUACUAGUGGUAUCAGACGUAAUCUUUAGUGAUGUUCCUUAAAUUAAAUAUCAGCAUAUAAACGGCUCUGAUAUUGAUCCUGAAGAGGUCCAGGACAGGUUUCAUAACUCCUGCCAGCUCAGUGGUCAUUAGCAGAUCCCUGAUAUUAGUGAACGGUUUAAAGUCGGUGCUUUUGGUCGUGCAGGGAUGGUGCAGCCGCAGCCGGACGGCCCCAUGCAGUGGGAGAUGUCUGGAGAGGACAGUGGAGGGGCCCUCAGGGUCCCGCCGGAGCUGGCUGCCAAUGAAGUGGUGACCAGGUUACUGGGAGACAACCAGCAGCUCAGAGAGGCGUUGAGGCGGAGUAACUUGGCCCUGCGUCAGCGCUGCGAGGAGAUGGAGGGAUGGCAACGCCGCACCAGAGAGGAGCGAGAGUUCCUCAGCUGUCGUUUCCAGGAGGCCCGGGCGCUGGUGGAAAGGCUGGCCCAGGAGAACCACUCCUUACAGGGCUUAGUGAACGGACCGGCCUCCUCAUCCUCCUCCAACAACUGCUGCAGCUCCAGUCAGACCGAAGAGCUGCAGGGACGCCCGGCCAGGAACGGACCGCUGGACGGACCGCAGACACUGGAUCAGCGGGAAAAGAAGAGGGUUGAAGAGGCAGACCGGCAAACACAGACCACGCCCCCUCGCAGCCUGGGCGAUGCCAGUGUGCAUAGCUCGCUGAGUAGCGCCCUCCCCUCUCCCCCCUCCUCUCUGUCGGAGGCGUGGGGGGAGAUAAUGGGCAGGGAGAACGGCCAGCCGGUCGAAGGUUCCAACGACUUCCUCCAGCUGCUGAAGAGCCACAAAGAAAAGCUGGAGGAAGGGAUGAGGGAGCUGAGGAAGAGGAACGACGAGCUGGAGAGAGAGAGGGAGGAGGGCGAGAAAGAGAGGGAGCGAAUGAGGCGCUGCAUGGACCAGCUCAGGGCCAAACUGGCUCAGGUUCAGGCCAGUAACACAGAGGAGGUUCCUCCGUAUCGCUCUGAGGCUCAGCACUCCUCAGACUGCUCUAGCCUGGCUAAACUCACCGAGCAGCUGCAGGCCACACAGGGCAGGUAUCGAGAGCUGGAGGAGAAGCUGGACUAUCUGCAGAAGAGUUCUGCUCAGCGGGACCGGACCGAGGCUCUGCUCAAACAGAAGGACAAAGACUGUGCACAGCUGGCGAAGGAUUUGGAGGCCCUGAAGGCCCAGGCUACGUCUCUGCUGGCAGAGCUGAAUGAGAGACAGAGCUGUCUGGACAAGAGCGAGCACGAACGCAAACUGUUGGAGGAGAAGCUCUGCAGUAAGAUGAAGGCUCUGCUGAUGGCUGAGCGGGACCAGGAGCAGCAGAGGAAGCAGCAUCAGGUGGCCAUGGACAAGCUGCUGCUGCAGACGCAGAGCCUGGAGCAGGCGCUGAAGGCCGAGAGACACGUGGUCACCGAGGAGAAGAAGAAACUGACCCAGCUGCAGCACGCCUACACGUGUCUCUUCAGAGACUACGAUUCUAAGCUGAAGAGUGAGGGCGGGGACCUAUGCAGCCGUCUGGAGGAGGCGGAGCGAGCUUUGGCGCUGAAACAGGAUCUGAUCGAUAAACUGAAGGAGGAGGUGGAGCAGCAGAAAGGUUCUCUGGAGACGGUUCCUGUCCUCACUGCACAGGCUGACAUCUAUAAAGCCGACUUCUUAGCGGAGCGAGAAGCCAGAGAGAAGCUGAACCAGAAGAAGGAGGAGCUUCAGGAACAGCUGACUCAGGCCCGCACCGAGAUCGAACGGCUCAAACAGGAGGCCACGUCACGAGCGAGAAUCGAACAAAUGAAGCUGAGACACCUGGAAGACUUCCCGACACAAGCCCCUCACAUUCCCCCUCCACAAGGUGUGUUCCCAGGUGCGGCCUUUAACACGGUGCCCCCUGCCCCCUCGUACCGUAACCAGGGUCUGUUACCCGUGCGUGACCCUGGGGCGGCGGGGGCCGAGGAGCUGCCAGAUUUAUGUUGUCCAAAGUGCCAGUACCAGGCUCCAGACAUGGACACGCUGCAGAUACACGUGAUGGACUGUAUACAGUAACAUGUGACACGUGUCUGUAACAUACAUGUUUAUCUACAUGUUCAUCCUGUGUGUGUGCUCAACACCCCCCCACCCCCCCACACCGAGAAUCAUGUGUGAUAGCUGCACCUUAUUCUAAUAUCUACAACUAUUCACCUGAACGCCACUGUGGAUCUAAGAGUGUUCAAACCUGUAGACCAGAGCCAAUCAGACGCCAGAAAGAUGAUCAGCGUGAUGUGUUCCAGAAUGCUCAAAGCAUUUAAACUCUGCUGUAUUUUUCCAUCCUGAAAUCCACCAAAUAUCAACAUUUCUCCCUUCAUCCCUUCUUUUAUUUCCUCCAUGUAUGCAGAACGCUGGCUGUGUCCCCAACUGCAUAAUGAAUCUGUAAUACUUCAUCCUAGACCUACAUCCUACAUCCGCACCCUACAUCCUGACCUACACCCUACACCCUACAUCCUACAUCCUACAUCCUGACCUACACCCUACAUCCUACAUCCUACAUCCUACAUCCUGACCUACACCCUACACCCUACAUCCUACAUCCUGACCUACACCUACAUCCUACAUCCUACAUCACACAUCCUACACCCUACAUCCUACAUCCUGACCUACACCCUAGACCCUACAUCCUACAUCCUACAUCCUGACCUACACCCUAGACCCUACAUCCUACAUCCUGACCUACACCUACAUCCUACAUCCUACAUCACACAUCCUACACCCUACAUCCUACAUCCUGACCUACACCCUAGACCCUACAUCCUACAUCCUACAUCCUGACCUACACCCUAGACCCUACAUCCUGACCUACACCCUACACCCUACAUCCUACAUCCUGACCUACACCUACAUCCUACAUCCUACAUCCUACAUCACACAUCCUACACCCUACAUCCUACAUCCUGACCUACACCUACAUCUACAUCCCACAUCCUACACCCACAUCCUACAUCCUGACCUACAUCCUAUACCUACAUCCUGGGAUGUAGGUAUAGGAUGUGGGAUAUGGGACAUAGUGUGUAGGAUAUAGGAUGUAGUAUGUAUUACAUGGAAUGUAGUAGUAAUAUAAACUAUCACUACUGCCUCUAACCUUACAUCCCACAUCCCUAAUCCCACAUAUUUAAAUCUUCCAUGUCUUAAUCUCUGAUCAUCAGUGGAUCUCUCUAACAUGAGUAUACAUCCUGUAACCUCAGAGCGGGCUCCUCGCCGUGCACAGUCACAUUUAGGAGGAGUAUUUUAUCAGUUUGGGACACAGCCCUACUCUCCCGUCAGUAUUCGUACCUUUGUCUCCUUCCUGUCUCCUCCAUCGUUGAUCUUUGGGCCUAAGGUGGAAACCGUGAUGUUGAGAAGGUAGAGAAACCUGAAUGUGAAUAAUCUAGUGAGCUUUAAUGAGAUAAUCUAGAAUAUCCAAUCAGUUUUGGUCCUAAAUGUCGCUGUCUGCAGUACCUCAGACAUGUAUUAUUAUUCUGUAUUAUUAUGAUGAGAAUAUUCUGUAUUAGAGAUGGAUGUUUGCAGCCAGUCUCUGUGUUCUGUGCCUGUGUACACCUUUGAAUGCACCGCUGCUUUUCCUGAUGCUUCCGACCCUGAACGCAGCGUCGCCCCUGUGUGCCCGGUACCUGUACCUACCUGGAUGUUGGUCUGCAGGUGAGCAGAGGGAGGGUCUCUGUGAAAAAUGUCUGAACGUCUAAAAAUCAUUGGGUGCAAAAAAGAAAUGUUUCAUGCUGUUAAAGUUUUACCAAAUAAAUCAG
Messenger RNA from Cheilinus undulatus (humphead wrasse), 6705 nucleotides. RefSeq names its product inhibitor of nuclear factor kappa B kinase regulatory subunit gamma (gene ikbkg). Bases 3113 to 4978 code for a protein of 621 amino acids. The record is from RefSeq and is a predicted model, not a curated record. Gene Ontology annotation, cellular component: IkappaB kinase complex; cytoplasm; nucleus. The transcript has 15 exons. Gene Ontology annotation, molecular function: K63-linked polyubiquitin modification-dependent protein binding. Lineage: Eukaryota; Metazoa; Chordata; Actinopteri; Labriformes; Labridae. Gene Ontology annotation, biological process: positive regulation of canonical NF-kappaB signal transduction.